Molecule: messenger RNA, 1092 nt
Organism: Cadophora gregata
Lineage: Eukaryota; Fungi; Ascomycota; Leotiomycetes; Helotiales; Ploettnerulaceae
Exons: 4
Coding region: 1-1092 (363 amino acids)
Source: RefSeq, a predicted model, not a curated record
AUGAUAUCUCCGAAAUCCUCGCCUUAUCUGGUCAUCGGGUGCGCAAUCGCGACUGUAACCUUGCUCCUGUCCCUGCACAAUCGCCUAAGCGUCUCCUCAACACCAUCAAACUGGGGCUUAUCAAGUCAAUCAUCCUCUUCCAAUAAUGCCAAUUACAGAUCCGCAUCGGCAAGAAAGUCGAUAGACACGACGUCGGAGAUCGGUCGCGCAAGUAACGCAACAGUGGGGUUCCACAAGAUUCUCGUGCUGAGUCUGCCCGAGCGGUCGGAUAAGAGGGAUGCUUUCGUUUUGUCUGCAUCUUUGACUGGCUUCCAGGUAGAGUUCUUCGACGCUGUGAAGGGCGACGAGGUAUUGGAGAAAGCUCGACCACCAGGCAUGGAUUUGAAAGGAGGUGGGCUUGGUUCCUGGCGUAGUCAUUUGAACGCAAUUCGCAGCAUACUCGAGACGAAUGCCGCAAGUGUCUUCAUCAUGGAAGACGAUGUAGACUGGGACAUCCGUCUCCUCUCACAACUCCCCGAAUUCGCCAAAGGUGUGCGCUCCCUAUCCGGCGUCAAACCUUCCGAGGCCCAACACUCUCCAUACGGCGAUGACUGGGACAUUCUCUGGCCCGGCCACUGUGGUGAGGUGUUGCCCAAAGGCGACGAUCGUCGCUACACAAUUUCAAACGACGAAACAGUUGCGCCGAAAGCCCACCAGCCUUGGCUCAUGGGUCUGAAAGACAUGCCGGAGAAGACUCGCAUGGUCCAUAAAGUUGGAGCGCCAAUAUGUACUUUUGGCUAUGCGGUCUCCUAUCGUGGUGCUCAGAAGCUUCUCAUGGCCUUGGCAAUCAAGGGAGGUGGGAAUCUGGCUUUUGAUAAUAGGCUUGCGUAUCUCUGUCGAGAUGGGGCCUUGGAUCUAAAAUGCUAUUCCGUGGAACCUCAGCUUUUUCAGCAUCAUCGACCUGCUGGUUCUGUUAAUAAGGACAGCGAUAUCAAUGGAGGAAAUUCGGAUGCGGUGAGGCAAAAGGGCGUUACGGGUUUUAUUGUUUUGAGUGCGAGGUUGAAUUUGGAGCAGAUGAUCACGGGGUCUGAAGAGUAUGUAAAGCAGUGGUGA